CACCUUAUAUAUCUACCAAUUUUUUUUAUCUAACCUUAUAGAAAAAAAAUUAAAUCUUGUCUGCAAACAAAUUCUGAACAUAUUAUGAUAUAUUAUAAUUUUAUAUAAUUCAGCAAAUUUGUGAUAAAGAUGAGUUCUAAGAAAGGGAAGCGGAAUUUAGGUAAUAAACACUUUCCCAUAGCGGAGUCUGUGAGUAUAGCCCUCAAAAUUCAACUGGACAAGUUUCUGAGUGAUGAAAAUGAAACGGAGCUCAAGUUUCCUACGUUUCUGUCGGCUCAGGAGCGCGGGUUCAUCCAUGAAACUGUCGCCAAAUUGGGCUUAAAGUCUAAAUCUCGCGGGAAAGGUGUCAACCGUUAUAUAACAAUUUACAAAAGGACCGGCUCGACUAUAAUACAAAAUGAUGCCAAGCUGAUACUAGAUUCAAACAUGAGAUGUAGUAUUGCUGAGCUAUCAAAUGCUUUCCCCAUUACUAGCAAGGAGAAAGAUGAUUUGAGCUGUUGUCCUGAAAAAGAGAGAAGUCCUCAGUUGACUCAUAAAACACUUGGCCAACUGAAUAAUGGUGUAGCUCAGGUGGGGGGUAACCAUAACUUAUUGUUAACAAGCCUCAUAUAAUUUUUAUUUUAAUAUA
Messenger RNA from Galleria mellonella (greater wax moth), 628 nucleotides. Its product is annotated as 3'-5' RNA helicase YTHDC2-like. NCBI's taxonomy places the organism in Eukaryota, Metazoa, Arthropoda, Insecta, Lepidoptera, Pyralidae. The transcript has 2 exons. Gene Ontology annotation, molecular function: nucleic acid binding. Bases 130 to 612 code for a protein of 160 amino acids. The record is from RefSeq and is a predicted model, not a curated record.